GAGAAUGAUUCGGUAACUCUACGAACGAAAUUCUAUCACUCGAAUUCUGUCAGUCAGAAAACGGACUUCUGUCUGUUUUGUUGUGUAUCACACAGACUGAAUUUUUAAUGCUUGGACAUUAUGGAAACUGAAAAUUCAACAAAUGGAGAGGUUUUGAAAUCGGACUCAAACUUCGAUAAUUCCAAUAAAAAUCAUGUGAAUGGAUUAAACGGGUAUUCUUCAGACAAGCACAAAAAUGAAAAAUCAGAACAUAAAAGUAAACAUAAGGACAAAGAUAGAGAAAGAGAUAGGGAUAAGGACAAGCACAAAAGUAAAGAUCAUAAAAGUUCCAGUAGGGAUAAAGAUAAACAUACUAGUUCUAAGGACAAGGAUCGUCAUAGUUCUCACAAAUCUUCUAGCAGAGAUAAAGAUAAGGAGAGAAGUGACAAGGAUAAGGAUAAAGACAGACAUAGGGACAAAGACAAGCACCGAGAUGACAAAAAGCAUUCUUCCUCAUCUUCUAAGGAUAAAGACCGAAAAGACAAGGAUAAAGAUCAUAAAAGUUCUCACGACAAGGACCACAAAUCAUCAAGUAGGGAUAAGGAACACCGGGAUAAAGACAGAGACAAGGAUCGUGAUAGGAGUAAACAUAGCUCAUCUAAAGACAAAGAUAAAGAGAGGGAUAAAGAGAAGUCUAGGCAUAGCAGCUCAAAGGACAAGCACCGUGACAAAGAUAAGGACAAACAUUCCAGUUCAAAAGAUAAAGAGAAGAAGGAAAAGAAAGAGAAAAUAGAGGAGCAAAAAGAGGAAGUGUUCGAGUCCAAGAGAGAACCUGAUUCUGCCGCUGAAGAUUCAGUCAAUAAUGAAUCUAUGGAUGAUGAUGAUGAUUAUAAGCUUAGUAUUAAAGAAGACAUUAAAGAUGAACCGGACUCUCAAGAUGAGGCAGAUAAUAUAAAUCUUUCCCAAGCCAGCAGUUGUGAUUACAGCAUGUCGCAAUUCAGCAAAAAUGAACCAGCCUUUGAAGAUGGGGAAGAUGAUGGAGUGAAGUCUGAGGUCAAAGAAGAACCCGAAGAAGAGUCUGAUGAAGAUAUUCCUCUGAGGAGCUCUUUCCACAACAGAGCCCGAUUGUCUUCGCGAAUGUCCAAUGCCAAGCGAAAACUGGAUGACUCCGAAGAUGAAGAAGAUGUUCCACUUUCAAUGAGAAAAAAACCAAAGUUGGAAGAGAAGAAGAAAAAGAAAAAAAUUUUGAGUGACGAUGAGGAUGAAGAAGAUUUUGUUCCUAAGAAGAAAGACAAAAAGCAAAAGAAGCAGAUAUUGAGCGAUGAUGAAGAGGAAGAUUACAAACCAGUGAAAAAAGAGAAAAAGAGGAAGAUGGAGAGCGACGGGGAAGAAGACUAUUUCGAGGACAUCAAAAAGAAGAAACCGCCAACGAAAGCCAUGAAAAAGGAAAAACCCAAGACGGUGGUUAAAACUGAAACUAAUGAAGAAGCUCCCAAAAAAGGAAGGAAGAAAAAGGAGGAAGAAGAGCAGGAGGUUUGGAAAUGGUGGGAAGAAGAGAAAAAAGAUGAUGGUACCAAAUGGACCUUCCUAGAACACAAGGGACCAGUCUUUGCUCCAGAUUAUGAACCUUUACCGUCAAAUGUGAAAUUCUUUUACAAUGGGGAAGAAAUGAAAUUAUCCGAACCUGCUGAAGAAGUAGCAGGUUUUUAUGCCAGAAUGUUGGAUCAUGACUAUACAUCAAAGGAAAUUUUCAAUACCAAUUUUUUCAAAGAUUGGAGGAAGGUUAUGACUGAAAAGGAAAGAUCUAAAAUAACUGAUCUGAACAAGUGUAAUUUCAAACAAAUGCAUGCUUUCUUCAUGGAUCAAGCAGAAAAAAACAGAAAUCGUACUAAGGAGGAAAAGCAAGCAUUGAAAGAGAAAAAUGAGGCUCUUGUUAAGGAAUAUGGUUUCUGUACGAUUGAUGGGCAUAAAGAAAAAAUUGGGAAUUUCAAGAUUGAACCUCCCGGUUUGUUUAGAGGCAGAGGAGAACAUCCAAAAAUGGGAAAACUGAAGAGAAGGGUUGAAGCUGAAGAUAUAAUAAUAAACUGCAGUAAGGACUCAGUUGCACCCAAGCCUCCACCAGGUCACAAAUGGAAGGAAGUACGACAUGAUCCACAGGUAACAUGGUUAGCAUCAUGGACAGAAAAUGUUCAAAAUCAGGUCAAGUACAUCAUGUUGAACCCUAGCUCUAAACUGAAAGGUGAAAAGGACAUGCAAAAAUAUGAAACUGCUAGGCGUUUACACAGUUGUAUAGAUAAAAUAAGGAAGGAAUAUAGAGAAGAUUGGAAAUCUAAAGAAAUGCGAGUACGACAGAGAGCGGUUGCUUUAUACUUUAUUGAUAAGUUGGCCCUGAGAGCAGGUAACGAAAAAGAUGAAGAUCAAGCAGAUACUGUUGGUUGUUGUUCCUUGAGAUUUGAACACAUUGAGCUUCAUGAAAAGAAGGACGAUAAGGAGUUCGUAGUAGUCUUUGAUUUUCUCGGAAAAGAUUCUAUUAGGUAUUAUAAUGAAGUUCCAGUGGAAAAGAGGGUGUUCAAAAACUUACAAUUAUUUAUGGAAAAUAAAAAUCCUGGUGACGAUUUGUUUGAUCGCCUGAAUACCACCAUAAUGAACAAACACUUGAAUGAACUCAUGGAAGGUCUAACAGCUAAAGUCUUCCGUACCUACAAUGCCUCUUGGACACUACAACAACAACUUGAUCUCCUCACCAAUGAAGAUGAUACGGUAGCUGAGAAAAUUCUAUCAUACAAUAGGGCCAACAGAGCUGUCGCUAUUCUGUGUAACCAUCAACGUUCAGUGCCCAAGGGUCAUCAGAAGAGCAUGGAGAAACUGAAAGAGAAAAUCGAGGCUAAGAAAGAUGCUAUUAAAGAUGCAGAAAGACAAGUGAAAGACGCUAAAAGAGAUGCUAACAAUGGUAGUGUAAAAGAAAAGGUGGUCUAUGAUAAAAAGAAAAAAAUGCUUGAACGACUGAAGGACCAAUUGACUAAAUUGGAAAUUCAGGAAACGGAUCGUGACGAAAACAAAACUAUAGCAUUAGGUACUUCCAAGCUGAAUUAUCUGGAUCCUAGGAUCAGUGUGGCAUGGUGUAAAAAGUACGAUGUUCCAAUUGAAAAAAUUUAUAACAAAACUCAGCGAGACAAGUUCAGGUGGGCCAUUGACAUGGCUGGACCUGAUUACCGAUUUUAAGUUGCACAUAAGUUAUAGAUUUUAUUUAAUGAAUGUAUUUGAAUUGUAUGGAAUUUGUUCUUUCAUAGAUCAUAAUUUUGUAGGCAAUUUUAUCACCAUUGUAAUUAUAUUUACUUUAUCAAG
Molecule: messenger RNA, 3324 nt
Organism: Coccinella septempunctata (seven-spotted ladybird)
Lineage: Eukaryota; Metazoa; Arthropoda; Insecta; Coleoptera; Coccinellidae
Product: DNA topoisomerase I, mitochondrial
Exons: 7
Coding region: 121-3201 (1026 amino acids)
Biological process (GO): DNA topological change; chromosome segregation; DNA replication
Cellular component (GO): chromosome; nucleolus
Molecular function (GO): DNA binding; DNA topoisomerase type I (single strand cut, ATP-independent) activity
Source: RefSeq, a predicted model, not a curated record